Molecule: messenger RNA, 1869 nt
Organism: Spodoptera exigua (beet armyworm)
Lineage: Eukaryota; Metazoa; Arthropoda; Insecta; Lepidoptera; Noctuidae
Source: the annotation of a GenBank genome assembly
AUGGUAGCAUAUUUUUUGACGCAAUGUUCUCAUGUACAACUUAUUCUGGACAAGAAAAAUUACGAACAAUCAAUGGCGAUAUUGAGUGCUCUAGCAGACUUCAAUUUUAAAACAUGCAUUAACUUCUACCCUGUAUUGACUGCACCCAAAGACGGUCAGCAUGUUUUGACCUUUGUUAAUCCUAAUGGCAUACGACGGUGCAAGAUUAAAACUGUAGGACACUCCAACCAUUUUCCACAUCUGGUUGAACUAGGCUAUGAUUGUAUUCGGUCUCCUCUCAUUGAAAUGAUGAUCAUGAGAGCGCUGGGCCUCCCCUUCGAGCAUAACCGGAUGAGCAGAACUGUGUACAUAGAUGUCUUACUACAAAAUGUUGAACCUGAAACGAAUAUACAAUGCGUUGAUUACGAUGCCGUUAUCCUCAUUCUAUAUCCAGAAGAUCUAAGUGUGCCCUUGCCAAGACACAUCGGAAGUUUUAUAGAGAAGAUCUCCAAGGUCGACAAGCAUAUCCACAAAGCUGCAACCGUCUGGAAUUGUGAUUAUGUAUCUGGCGGCAGACUGGUCCUGUCUCCAACUGGGAAGAUUUCACCUUACCAUGACGCCAAGGUUGUUCGAGACGCUGCGUUCAAAGGUAUGACCAGAGCGCUAGAAGCUGGAGCAAAGAAACCGCUGCUUGUCGUUCAGAAUGUCGUCAAUUUUCCUGAUGGACAGCUUGUAUGCAUCCUGGGAGCGCUAGAAGCUCUGUACGUACCCUUACAAACAAGAGAACGGGACGCACCGAACAAUUUCUUAAGAAUCGGCUUCCAUUCUGAUGAAAUAUUAACCGAUCGCUUUGAGAAAACAGUCCGCAACGCGCUUGCUCUGGAAAAAUCAAGAAUUUUGACUAGAGAUAUAGCUGGAUCCGAUCCUGAGAGAAUGACUCCUGCUAACAUUGUUAACUAUGUCAAAUCAUCCUUUAAAGCUGAUAGCAAUAUAACGAUCAAAAUAAUUGAUGAUCAAGAAACAAUUGCUGAAGAAUAUCCUUUACUAGCUGCGGUUGCAAGAGCAUCAUCUCAAAUCGAAAGACAUAAGCCAAGAGUGGUUGAACUAGAAUACAAGCCUUCAGACAUUACUAGGGUAACUCAAACCCUAUUACUGGUCGGUAAAGGCGUUACUUACGACACUGGUGGUGCUGAUUUGAAAAUUUCUGGAAAGAUGGCUGGCAUGUGUCGAGACAAAAGCGGUGCAGCGGCUGUGGCAGGGUUCUUGAAAGCCUGUUCCAUAUUAAAACCACCGCAUUUAAAAGUGAAAGGCGUCCUAUGUCUAUGUAGAAAUUCUAUAGGCGAAGAUUCUUAUGUACCGGAUGAAUUAUUGAUAUCGAAAAGUGGAAAAACUGUUCGUGUGACCAAUACGGAUGCUGAAGGGAGAUUUGCGAUGGCUGAUGCAUUGUUCAAGAUGGGAGUUUUGGCUGAGAACGAACUUAAUCCACAUUUGUACACAAUUGCUACUCUGACUGGUCAUGCUAGAUUAUGUUACGGAAAUUACACAGCAGCUCUCGAUAACCACAGCGCUAGGGGAACUAACCACGCAACGGCUUUACAGUUUAGUGGAUCAAGAGUCGGGGAAGGAUUCGAAGUGUCCUUCAUCAGACCUGAAGACUUAGCAGUCAAUAAUGGCAAAUGCAAAGGCGAGGAUCUAGUUCAGGUUGAUAUGGAGGCAAAAUGCCGUCAUCACCAACUAGCUGGAGGGUUUUUGAUCAAAGUUGGAGGUUUGGAAGAUAAAAAUAUUAAGUAUACACAUUUGGAUAUUGCUGGUGCAGCCGGAACGUCGCCUUCUGAACCGACUGCUGUGCCAAUUUUGAGUCUGUGCCACGUUCAUAAAGUUUUGAUAUGA